Molecule: messenger RNA, 3003 nt
Organism: Talaromyces amestolkiae
Lineage: Eukaryota; Fungi; Ascomycota; Eurotiomycetes; Eurotiales; Trichocomaceae
Exons: 4
Coding region: 1-3003 (1000 amino acids)
Biological process (GO): carbohydrate metabolic process
Cellular component (GO): vacuole
Molecular function (GO): beta-galactosidase activity
Source: RefSeq, a predicted model, not a curated record
AUGUUCUUCUUCCGUUUCCUGGCAACAGUCUUGCUGCUGCUCAAUUUCAAGUCCGUGGUAGCGCAAACAUCGAAUACUUCCUCACCCGUGCACUGGGAUAAAUACAGUCUUUCAAUUAACGGCGAGAGACUGUUUGUCUUUGCUGGCGAGUUUCAUUAUAUUCGUCUACCCGUUCCGGAAUUAUGGCUUGAUGUGUUUCAAAAGUUGAAAGCGAACGGGUUCAAUGCCAUCUCAGUGUACUUCUACUGGAACCACCACAGCGCUUCCGAAGGCGUCUACGACUUCGAAACCGGCGGCCACAACGUCCAGCGCCUGUUUGACUACGCGAAAGAAGCGGGGGUCUACAUAAUCGCCAGACCCGGACCAUACGCCAAUGGCGAACUUUCUGCAGGAGGAUUCGCCCUAUGGGCUGCCAACGGCCGACUCGGUAAAGAGCGUACUAGCGAUACACAAUACUACGAUCUGUGGUCACCAUGGAUUACCGAGAUAGGCAAAAUCAUCGCAGCUAAUCAGAUCACCGAGGGUGGACCUGUGAUUCUGGUUCAGCAUGAGAAUGAGCUGCAGGAAACGACUCAUAGUGCCAAUAACACGUUGGUGCUGUACAUGGAGCAGAUUACGCAGGUCCUUGACGACGCGGGUAUUGUCGUUCCGAGUACCCAUAACGAAAAGGGGAUGCGGUCUAUGAGUUGGUCAACGGAUUAUGAGGAUGUUGGUGGUGCAGUCAAUAUCUACGGUUUGGAUAGCUACCCUGGUGGAUUGUCCUGCACGAACCCCGAUGCAGGCUUCGAUCUUAUCCGAACGUAUUAUCAAUGGUUUCAGAACUAUUCAUAUACGCAACCUGAGUUCUUACCCGAGUUUGAGGGAGGUUAUUUUACGGCUUGGGGKGGCGUGUUUUAUGAUGAUUGUUCUUCAAUACUUCAGCCGGAGUAUGCCGAUGUGUUUUACAAGAAUAAUAUUGGUAGCCGCGUCACGUUACAGAGUCUGUAUAUGACGUAUGGAGGAACGAAUUGGGGUCAUAUCGCUGCGCCGGUGGUGUAUACAUCUUAUGAUUAUGAUGCGCCCCUGAGAGAGACUCGUGAGAUUCGCGAUAAGCUGAAACAGACGAAGCUUUUAGGUUUGUUCACGCGGGUGUCUACGGAUCUGCUGCAGACUGAGAUGACGGGUAAUGGCACUGGGUAUACGACCGGUGCAGAUAUUUUUACGUGGGCGUUGAGGAAUCCAGAGACGAAUGCUGGUUUCUAUGUCGUUGCGCAGGAUGACAGCUCUUCGACGACGGACGUCGUAUUUGAUCUUGAAGUCGAGACUUCUGCAGGCACCGUGAAUAUCACAAGCAUUGGCCUCGACGGCCGUCAAAGCAAAAUUAUCACCACAGACUACAAAGUCGGCAACACCACACUGCUCUACUGCUCUGCAGACAUCCUGACCUAUGCCACCCUGGACGUCGACGUACUCGCUCUAUAUCUAAACCAAGGCCAAACCGGUACUUUUGCAUUCGCAAACGCAAGCUCUCACUUAAAGUACACUGUCUAUGGUAACUCGACGGUGACUACUUCGAAUUCCAGCCAGGGGACAGUCUAUACAUAUACGCAAGGACGAGGCACCUCGGCUAUCAAGUUCUCGAAUGGAUUCUUGGUCUACUUGCUUGAUAAGUAUACCGCAUGGGACUUUUUCGCACCGCCACUGCAGCUGUCGGAUCCGAUUGUGAAACCGAAUGAGCAUAUAUUUGUGAUUGGACCUUACCUCGUGCGCGAGGCUAACAUCAAGGGUCGUACACUGGAGCUCACUGGUGAUAAUCAGAACACUACAUCCAUCGAAAUCUACCACGGCAACCCAUCCAUCUCCUCCAUAACCUGGAACAGCAAGCCCCUCUCCACCAAACGCACCGCCUACGGCAGUCUGACAGCCACCAUCCCCGGCACCGAAUCUAUUUCUGUUUCCCUUCCCAAACUCACGUCCUGGAAAUCCCACGACACGAUCCCCGAAAUCGACCCUAACUACGACGACUCCAACUGGGUAGUAUGCAAUAAAACCACCACUUUCAACUCUAUCGCGCCUUUGUCGUUGCCAGUGCUCUACUCUGGCGACUAUGGGUAUCAUGCAGGCCCCAAAGUCUACCGAGGGCGAUUCGGCAGCACAAAUGCUACGGGUGUAAAUAUCACGGCUCAGAAUGGGUAUGCCGCGGGGUGGUCCGCAUGGUUGAACGGCGUAUACGUAGGCGGCGUGACCGGCAACGUCAGCAUUGAAGCAACCAGCGCGGUACUGGGAUUAAACUCGUCGAUACUCAAACAAGAUGGUACGGACAAUGUGCUCACCGUGCUGGUUGAUUACACGGGUCAUGACGAGGAUAACGUCAAGCCCGCGGGAACCCAAAACCCGCGUGGCCUGCUAGGCGCCGUCUUCGUGGGAUCGACAACGACGAUUUUCACUUCGUGGAAAAUCCAGGGUAAUGCCGGCGGCGAGAAAAACAUUGACGCGCUUCGGGGCCCCAUGAAUGAAGGCGGUUUCUACGCUGAGCGUCUCGGAUGGCACUUACCGGGCUUCGAGCCAUCGUCGUCCAGAAAAGGAGGAUGGGACACCAAAUCACCAUCCGAAGGCGUCGCUGGCGGCGAACACAGAUUCUACCUUACCUCCUUCACACUCGAUCUCGGCCCAAACAGUCAUUUCCUCGACAUCCCCAUCGGCAUUAAGUUGAACGCAUCCUCAACCUCCGGCCCAGCGGUAGCAUAUGUCUGGCUGAAUGGAUACAAAUUCGCGCAUUACCUGCCUCAUAUUGGUCCGCAAACAGUGUUCCCAUUCCAACCUGGUGUGCUCAAUAUUCAGGGGAAUGACGGCCAUAAACGAACGAAUACGCUUGCGAUAAGUCUAUGGGCGUUGACGGAUGAGCCAGCAGCGUUGGAGGUGGUGGAACUCGUGGCGUAUGGAAAGUAUACAACUUCAUUCGAUUUUGGGAGGGAUUGGAGUUAUUUACAGCCUGGGUGGGUGAAUAGGAGUGAAUAUGCUUGA